This is a messenger RNA of Penaeus indicus, 1272 nucleotides long. RefSeq lists its product as uncharacterized. Lineage: Eukaryota; Metazoa; Arthropoda; Malacostraca; Decapoda; Penaeidae. Gene Ontology annotation, molecular function: calcium ion binding. The coding region runs from base 76 to 1272 and encodes 398 amino acids. The record is from RefSeq and is a predicted model, not a curated record. The transcript is spliced from 11 exons.
GCCGCAGUCUCCACGGUGUAGUUCGAGUCUGCAGUGCCUUCGCUUCCUCGCCGCCGAUGCUCAGGACACAACACCAUGAGGUUGUUCCUUGUUCAGGCGCUGUUGGUGACCUUGUCUGCGGCCUCCGAGGACUUUGACCUCACGCUCUUUUGCUGCCCGACCAACGACCGAAUUCUGACGGAGCUCCAGAAAGUGCAAGACAUCGACGAUAAACUGGCUACCUUAACUUCGACGAUUAGGAAACUCCAAGAAGCAAUGACGAAACAACACACAGCCGUUAUCCACCAAGUCGAAAUCACACGCAGACAGGUGGAGGAACUGACCGCAAAGAUCGAGCAGAUGGACACGAGGCGAGAGGAGAGUGAUCGCCAAAUGGCAGAGUUCAUGGCAGGGACUGAAGAUUACCUGGCGACUGUAGCAUCCAGAUUUCAAGAGUUGCUGGAAAUUCUGGAGAAACAAUACAAAGCCUCCGGUCGCGGCCGCCAAGAGCUCGAGAAGAAGGUUGACAUCUUGGACAUCAUCCAAAGACAAACAGCCAUGGACGUCUACACACUCAUGACAGACGUGGACGAGUGCCUCCUCGGGAAUGCCACGUGUCACCCGACUGCCAACUGCAACAACAUCGCCGGCAGCUUCCUUUGCCUGUGCGACGGAGGCCACGUCGGGGGGGGCGACCUGCCCUGUGUCGACAUCGACGAGUGCACGGAGGGAUUGCACGACUGCCACGGGAACGCCACUUGCACGAACCUCAAGGGCGGCUUCAACUGCACGUGUCUCCCAGGGUACGAAGGGGACGGCAGGACGUGUGUAGGUGAGCUUCAGGUGCUUCAGGAGGGGCUGGUUGUAGGUGGUGCAGGGGAUUCAGGUGCUGUUGCAAGUGUGGCAGGUGCGUCGGGGAUAUCAGGUACUGUUGCAAUUGCUUCAGGUGCUGUUGCAAUUGUGACAGGUGCUUCGGGGACUGGUUUAGGUGUUGUAGGUGCUUCAUGUGCUUAUAAUGUGCAGGUAGGAGAGAUCCCUUGCCCAACACUCAAAUUCCCACAAACUAUAAGGAUAACCCAAGCAUAUACACUAAACAUAGCUCAGACCACCACCAUCUCUGACUACAACUUCGACCAGCCACGUCCACAGUUGCCGAUGUGCAAAAAACGGAAGCUCACUCUGCCCAGCCACCAAGCCCUCUUGCACCAACACGGGGGGGUGUCUACGUUUGCACUCUCUGCUACCGAGGGCACACGCGACGGAUUUCUAACUGUACCGGUCAUGUUUGUAUGA